AUGCAAGACACCAUUCAAGAAGAUGAGGGAUUAGCUCAGGCCUACAAUGCCUACACCAAUGCGAGAAAAAGGUUGAGCGAUCGGUUCAAGAACAGGGGAUUCUGGCCUAGCAAUGUUUCUUCCAAGGGCAAGUCAAAGGGUUUCAAAGGAAAAGGAAAAGACAGCAUGAAAGGAAGCCGCAAGAGCCUGCAACAACGGAUUUUAGAAUCCAACUGCCGCAACUGCGGCAGGAGGAGUCACUGGAAAUCAGAAUGUCCAGACAGGCCUCGGAACACAGCCGGACAGUCUUCCUCAAGCCAAGCACCAACCAUGACGGUGUCUACCAUGCCAGAGCCACUUCCUACCAACGAAACCUUACCUUUGGAGUUCAUGAUGUUGCCUGAAAUCCACGAUCAGCCGAUCGAUGAAGCCAGCCCGAGUGAAACCGGUCUCCUGAGACAACAGCCGAGCCGAAAUGAGCCAUCCACAGCCGUGCAUUUUGCCGAAAAGCUCGCAAAUGACGAGCAAAUUCUGUUCGCUUCACAUGGAACGCAUGGUAUCCUAGAUACUGGAGCGACCAAAACGGUCAUGGGCAGCAAUCAGGAAACAGGGGCGAGCCCUGCCAGUUUGAGUUCACAUGCCAAGCCCGAGAACCCAGCCAUGAAGAAGCCAGUGAUGUCCAUGUUUCACAGCCUGGGUCCGAGAAACCAGUCGAUCGAUCACCAUCAGCACCGCACUGCCAACAUGAGCCUGUCCGAGCGCCUGUGCCGUCUCAGCUGCUCCAAGGGAGACCCCGAGGAGCUGGAGAAGUUCAAGAAGCUAUCACUGGAAGAGAUGGGAUCGUCACCCAUCACCUUCGGAAAGGCACAUUUGGGCCGUCCAUAUGCCGAGAUCUGGAAUCAGGAAGCCAAGUGGCUCCAAUGGUUUGUGCGCACGUACGAGACAUCACAGAAGAUCGACCACCAGAAACUGCUGCACUUCGUGUCUCUCAUGAUCGAGAGAUCCGAAAUGGAGGCGACAACAGAGCCUUCACAGAUGCCAGUCACGCGACCCAAGCCAAAGCCAAAGAGCCAGCCAACCCAGAUGGUGGCGGAGAUCUCCGACGAGGAGGAUGCCUGGCUAGAGAUGCCGAACCCGCCGACAUACUCCCUGAAUGCCAUGGAGUCCGAGAACAUCAUUGCCCUGCAGACGCGCAUGAAUCACCUGGAGGGAGCUGUGAGCGAGAUUCUCGGUCUGCUGAGGAAUCAACAAUGA
Messenger RNA from Cladocopium goreaui, 1233 nucleotides. NCBI's taxonomy places the organism in Eukaryota, Dinophyceae, Suessiales, Symbiodiniaceae. The record is from the annotation of a GenBank genome assembly.